AUGGAUCCCUUAAAGAAAGUUGAAUAUUUGGUAGGAGCCACUGUUAUAGAAGGUAGAGGGCUUACAGGGAAGGAUCGAGGUGGUACAUCUGAUCCUUUCGUCAAGGUCAGCUGUGCUAAUUCUGAUACACAGAUCUCACAGAGGCUUUAUUCUACUAAUAAUGCGGUUUGGAACCAAAGUUUCACAUUUGAAAAAGUUCUUUUGAAUAAGCUUGAACUUGAGUCUAUGGAGCUGGUGUACGAGGUUUAUGAUUAUAAUGCUGUUCUUGCUAAUGAACUUAUCGGAUAUCACUCAGUGGGGCUUUCAACGAUGUAUAGACAUCUCAACCAUGAGUUUUACAGAAAAUGGGUUCCUCUUUUUAAUUCAGAGAUCGGACCUGAACCUCAAGGUCAGCUUUUAAUCUCCUGUUUUAUUAUUGGGCCAGGUGAAAAACCUCCGGCUCAUAGAAAGGAUGAAAUUAUUGACGAUGAUGAGGAAGAUCUCGAUGAAAUUCUUGGCCCUGAUGUAAGUGAAGCUAAGAAAAGAGAGUUGCAAGAGAAAAAGAAGGGAAUAUUUCUCCUUACAAAUCCAAAGAAUCAGUAUAAAACAUAUCAGCUAAACAUUAACAUUUUAAAGGUUGAAGGCCUACCUUAUGUUGAUGGAAAGAAAGGACCUACCACAUAUUGAUCUGCAAGAGUUAUGGGUAAUACUAUCUGCACUGGCACAGUAAAGGAAAGCGUUAACCCUGCUUUCAACCAAAAGUUAUCUUUACCGGUGAUUCUUCCAACUCUCAAUGAUAAAAUUUUAAUAAAAAUUUGGAUGGAUUAUUCUCUGACUUCUGUUGAUCUUUUAGCCAAUCUUCCUGAAGUACCAAGGAAAGAUGAUAUUUUCAAUAUUUCCAUUCUGCAAGGUAACGAAGGAUGGGUAACAAGCAAAUGGUAUAACAUGUAUGGAACUCAUCCCGAAGAUAGGGCAUACUUCUUUACACCAGCUACUUCAUAUUAUCUUGAGGGAAAUUCUUUCCUCGGAAGAGCUCUUAUCUCAAUGAAUAUUAAUCCUGUUGAGAAGCCACAGUUUGCCAAAUCAUCUGCAAAUCUUCUACGGGAGCCUCAAGCAAAAGACUAUGUUCUUUUCUGUGAGCCUUAUGAGAUAAGCAACAUUACUGAAACUCAAGGAAAAGACGUUCGAAUAGAAGUAACUUUUGGGCUUGCUAAACAGUUCACCAAGCAGCUUAAGUAUAACAGUGGUAGUAAAAACUACAAGUUCAAACUUAAGCAUAAAAUUAAGCCAAUAAAGAUAUCCUAUCCUGAAGACCUCAAACAAGUUCCUGAUAUAAUAGUAACUCUGCAAGCCCAGAAGCUCUUAGGAGGGAUCUGGAAGGUCGGAUACUUUAGAAUAAAGCCUCGAGAGCUACUCGACAAUGAUUGCCCUCGGUGGUACAAGUUCAAAUCUCUCGAGAAGCCCCAUUCUUCUCCAGGGAAGCUCCUGUGUAACUUCACACUAGUACACGCGGACAAAGCUAAUACUAUUAGAAGAGGAAAGAAGAAGAGUGCAGAAGUUCAGUUUAAAUUCUACUAUAAUAUCUUCUAUUGUCUCGAUAUCUCUAUUGAUCAGAAGAAUGAGGAAAAGGUUGAGUCCAAGCUUAGACUAGAGAUUGGGUCAAACAAGAUAAAAAGUACUGAUUGGGUGAAGAACCAUAUUCCUCUAUGGAACUGCUCUGAUUUUAAAGAUCUUACUCUACCAAAGAACCUCAGUUUCGCACCAGAUUUAUCUAUUUAUCUCGUGCAAAAAGGAUGGUUUGGUGGUGAAAAAGAUGUAGGAGAGGUUCAUAUUCCUCUUUCAUCGAUAAAAGAAGAUUUCUCAGAACCGAAAUUCUACCAAUUCACUUCCUAUGGAGAAAUCAAAGGUAAACUCUUGGCUAUAUUCAACAUUGCUGAGAAAGAUGCCGAAAAUAACGAUUCUGACUUGCAGAAUAAAGUGGAUGCGAAUUCUGACUUCUUUACCAACUCAGAUAUCACCUUCUCUAUAAUUGGAAUAAGAAAUCUAGUAAACCUACCAAACGAUAUAAAGAUGGAAGUGAGCCUUCUCUACUUAAAGCCCAACGAAGACACUGGGUACCUAAUGGUAGACAAAGCUGUAGAAGAGGAAAAAGAAGAGAUCAAAGAAGAAAGUGACCCUGAAGAUCAUAGUUACCUUAAAUCUGAAGAAGAGUCUAACGAGAGCUAUUUUGAUGAUGAUGAAGAGCUUGGCUUACAAAAUAAGAAAGAACAAUUAGAAAGAAAGUCAGUCAAUCCUGAACUUCUGGGGCAAGUUGCAAAGAAAAAUGCUGGAAUGACUAAAAAUGAGACACUUGAAGCUGCAGAAGGAAUUGAAACUAAGCAAAUUGAGGAUCCUAAAAAGCGAAAUCAGACCUUAGCUCCAAUGAAAGAUCCUGGCUUAACCCCAAAUUUUUGCACAAGAGUAGAAUUCAAAAACGUUCCUUUCUGCAAACAUCCUUUCUUAUGGCCGAUAAUUGUAAUAAAAGUAAGAGAUACAGGGUAUUUCUCAGGUGCUGAAAACCUUGAACUAAUUUUCCCUCUAAUAAACUAUGUAAAUUUUCUGAGUCCGAAGAACAAGAGUUUGAAUCUUAAUGAUCUAAAAAUAGCAUAUAAGCAAAAACUAUCAGACUUGGAGACCUCUACUAACAAGACGGAGACUCAUGUUUCCAACUCUGAUGAAGACACCCUUGAAAAUGAAGAAUCUGAAGAUGAAGACGAAGGUGAAGAAACCAAAGAAUCUGGCGAAGAAAAUUCUAGUGAAGAAGAGGAUAAGAAGGAAACCUCUAAAGAGAUGGAAGAACAAGAUAGUGCUGAGGAGAUCGAUGAGGAUAAGGUCACGCUUAAAAAUCAUGAACUCUAUAAGCAGUAUCAUAAACGUAUCAAGCAGAUUAAAGCACCUCCCCUGAGUGAUCGGGCAGCAGAUGUUGCAUUUUCGAAUAUGUACGGGGAUUUUUAUGUUGAUGAUACCGAAAAGAUCACCCUUGACGUAUGCAAGAAAGAUAAGGAGUUUGAAAAUGACCUUAGGGAAAAACAACUGGAUAUCUUAUAUAAAAAGAAGGAGGAUAUCACCACCAAGUUGAGGAAAUCUCAUAUGCCAAAAGAAAAAGAGAAAAACAGAAACCUCCUUAUUUUAAAUAGAAAGAAAAUUGAAGAAUUAGAAAAUGAAGAUAUGGAUGAAGACAAGUUCUGGAAUUACAUGAACUCGAAUGAUAAUGAGUUCAAUUACGGCAGAGAUGUCCUCACAGAUAGGCUUUUUGAGCAAAUGAUAGCACUUCCUUACUUUAAGUUUGAACUUAAAACUAUGCCUGAAAUGACCUUUAGUGAGCUCGAUAGACUGGAUCUCAGAGAAACCUCAUAUGAUGGAAAUCAAAAGAGAUUCUUGAAAGCGUUUAUUACUGUAACAGCAACAGAAGAGUCAAUUAGAUCAAAAGAGUUAGAGGGAACUACUAAGCAUAAUGAGCUUGAAAUUUUUGAAAACAGUAACCUCAAAAAGCUCUCAACUGAUGGAGAUGAUGACUAUUUCACCCAAAAGAUUGAGAGUAUCUCAAGUAGGUUCCCAUUCGAUCUUGCUGAUGAGGAAUUUAUGAAAAUUGUGAGAGAAGAAAGUCAUUUUAUCUGUAGAGUUUAUGUUCUCAGAUGUCAAAACCUCGCAGGAACUACUUCAAAUGCGAACAUAAAAGAUCGUCUUGCUGGAUACUCAGCUAAUUGUACAGCAGAUCCUUACCUAGUCAUCAAAAUUGGAGAUGGAAAAUCAGCUGGAAGAGGAAAUGUAAAGAUGAUUAAUGAAAAAGAUAAUGCACAAGAGAACACAUUGAAUCCUGAAUUUUACCAGGUUUAUGAAUUCGACAUUUCCUUACCCAAAGAUUGGACUCUAACCGUUGAAGUAUUAGACAAAAACAACGUUGUCACUGAGAGCAUACUUGGAUCUACUCUUAUAGGCAAAACAGUCAUUGACCUAGAAGAUAGAUACUACGGUGACCCACAUCUCACGAUUAGAAAAUAAACUGGAGACAUACAGAAGAAUGUACCAGCGAGAAUUAGCUCUCCUGGAUAGAGGAAGGAAGACCAAAGAGCAAGAAGAAAGAAAAUUAGAACUAAAAUCAUUACAAAAGGAUAUAGCUGCUAUAUACAACGAGCUUGAUAAGGAAGAAUCUCCAAGAAUUCCUGUAGAAUUUAGGGAGCUGAUGCAUCCUAAAAAGAAACAAUCUCAAGGAAUUAUUGAGAUGUUUACUGAGAUCUUCCCUGCUAAAGACUCAAAGCUACACAAGCUUGUCAAGAUCAAGCCUCCUUCAAAAGAAGAGUUUGAACUGAGGCUGAUUAUUUGGGGAACCAGAGAAAUCAAAUUAGUUAAUGGAGAGAGUGUCGAUAUCUUUGUAAGAGUCAUAUUUGAUCCACAUGGUUGGUCUAAAGAGACCAUUGAAAGGACCACAGACACCCAUUACAACAGUAAAGAUGGAAGAGGUGAGUUCAACUGGAGGAUGAAAUUUCCGAUUGAACUCCCUUGUGAAUUCCCAAGGCUUAAAAUUCAAGUCUAUGGAUUUGGUGUCAUCACCAACGAGAUUAUAGGAGAAAAUACUAUUAAUAUUCAAAAAGCAUUACAGAACCUUGUCAAAGAGGGUUCAAUAGAGAUUCCUAAUACCUGGAUCAACCUCCAAAAUCCAGAAGAUGAGCAUGAAGAUGUAGGAAGUCUCAAAUUCUCAAUGACUAUUGUAUCAAAAAUGAUGGCAGAAGGAAACCCAGUCGGAGAAGCAUGGGAUGAGCCAAACGAAAACCCAAGAUUGAUCCCACCAACAGCUGGAAGAGGAUUUGGAGACAAAUUUGCAUCCCUUGCUUUCGACAUUGGAAAAUGGAAAUGGCCGGCAUGGCUUAUGUUCAGAAAUUUCGCAAUUUUUGGAGUAAUCCUCAGUGGGUUAGGACUUGUUGGAGCAAUGGUUGCUAUGAGAAUGGCUUAAUUCAAUUGAUCAAA
Moneuplotes crassus is the source of this 4983-nucleotide messenger RNA. The record is from the annotation of a GenBank genome assembly. Lineage: Eukaryota; Ciliophora; Spirotrichea; Euplotida; Euplotidae.